Fusarium graminearum PH-1 is the source of this 1599-nucleotide messenger RNA. RefSeq lists its product as uncharacterized. Gene Ontology annotation, molecular function: monooxygenase activity; oxidoreductase activity, acting on paired donors, with incorporation or reduction of molecular oxygen; iron ion binding. NCBI's taxonomy places the organism in Eukaryota, Fungi, Ascomycota, Sordariomycetes, Hypocreales, Nectriaceae. The record is from RefSeq and is a predicted model, not a curated record. Bases 1 to 1599 code for a protein of 532 amino acids. The transcript has 2 exons.
AUGGCUCUGAGGUGGGCAGGGAUCCUCCUCCUCACCUCAAUCAGCUACUUCGCCAUCAAGCUCUACCAACAACGGGUCUGGUUUCGACGAACGGUGGAAAAAUACAAUCUUCCAACAUUACCGGGCCAUUCAUGGCUUCUCGGCAACUUGAUCGCGGUGGGCAAGAUCAUGGUAGCGUACCCUGCAGAUGUCCACGGCCAGUUGAUGCCAGACUUCCUCGCUCGCGAAUAUCCUGAGAUCGCAGAGUUUGGUGUUUGCUACAUUGACUUGUGGCCAGUCUCAUGGCCCAUGAUGGCUACCUUUCAUCCAGACAUCGCAGCACAGUUCACUCAGGAGACGUCGCGUCCAAAGCAUGAAAUUAUCAGAGGUCAAUUCAGACCCUUGACUGGGCUGAAAGACCUUGUUCUGGCCGAGGGGUCAUUUUGGAAGAAGUGGAGGGCCACUUUCAACCCUGGCUUCUCUACACAGAACAUAUCAGCCCUGGUCCCCGAGUUCAUCGAAGAAGCGUCAAUCUGGAAGAAGUACCUACAACAAGUCGCCAAAGAAGACAAAGUUGUUCGCCUUGAAGAUUCUGUGAUGAAGGCAACAUGCGACAUCAUCGGCCGAUCUGUCUUGGGUCAAAGUCUAGGGAUUCAAUCCGGUGUAGACGACAAGAUCUUUCCCACACUGAAAGGUGCCAUUGCGCUUCUUGUCACCGAUUGGUCGCCGCCUAACUGGAGUCGUCUUCUGGACCCGUUCCGAGGCAGACGUCUUGCAAGCUUGAACCAGAAGUUGCGAAGCCAGUUGAAAUUUUUGAUCGAGAGUCAACUUGAGAAUCAUGCAAGCAUUCAAGGGCCCAAGACCGUCAAUGGCCUUGCUAUCCGCACAUACCUAAAGGAUACUGGAAAGGAAGACAUCUCGAAAUCUGGUGUCGAUACUGAGUUUCUUGAUGUGACGAUUGAGAACCUCAAAAUCUUUCUUUUUGCCGGUCAUGAUACUACUGCGUCCACGCUCUGUUUCGCUUACAACUACCUUCACCAUCAUCCAGAUGUCCUGGCGAAGCUACGAAAAGAGCAUGAUGAAGUCUUAGGUCCUGAUCCCAACUCUGCAACAUCAAUUAUCUCCGAGUCACCUACAAUUCUAAACCAACUCGUUUACACCACAGCAAUCAUCAAAGAAACCCUCCGUCUUGAGCCACCAAUUGGCUCCUGUCGAGAAGGCUCUCCGACAUUCUUUCUCCGACACCCUGAAACAGGACAGCAGCUUCCCACAGAUGGCUUCAUUCUAUUUUCAGCAAGCAAAGCCAUCCAUCGUAAUCCAAAGUUCUGGCCUAACCCUGACAAAUUUAUGCCAGAGCGCUGGCUAGAGCAAGACUUUCAUCGAACUGCUUACCGCCCUUUUGAGCUGGGCCCCAGGGGCUGUAUUGGACAGGAACUUGCUUUAACAGAGUUGAGAUUACUUCUUGCGAUGACAGUCAGAGAUCUGGAGAUUGUUCCUGCGUACAAGGAUGAAGCAGAUACGUUAUAUGGAUACCAGGCCUUCCAGGCCCAUAUGCCUGGUGAGCUCACAGCUCAUCCGAGCAAGGGGAUGCCAGUUAGAGUGAGACUGCGAAAGGUCUAG